Molecule: messenger RNA, 495 nt
Organism: Staurois parvus
Lineage: Eukaryota; Metazoa; Chordata; Amphibia; Anura; Ranidae
Source: the annotation of a GenBank genome assembly
CAGUUAAACUAUCUUGGUCCUCCUUUCAACGAUCCGGACUUCAACCCCCCUCGUGCUGGUGGUCCAGACGCCAUCCCAAGUGCCUCAGUGGACUCUCAGAUGUGGCGCAACCUGAAUGACAGCCUGCGUUUAGCAGAGAACCACCGGGCCUACAGUCUCCUGCUCUGCUACCUGCGUUCCAUUGACAGUGAAGUGGCCAGAACUGAACUUCGAAGAAGCCUGGGCCGCUUCUGCACCAGCUUGCAGGGUCUGGUUGUCAGCAUUGCUGGUGUCAUGUCUUCCUUGGGCUACCAGCCUCCACCUGAAUUCUCCAAUUCUUCUCCUCAGCUUGGGUUGGGGUUUGGGAGGGGCAAUGACUUUCUGCGUAAGAUGGAGGACUUCUGGCUGCUGAAAGAGCUGCAGAUCUGGCUCUGGAGGUCAGCAAAGGACUUCAACAGGCUAAAAAGGAAGGUACCUGCAGUGGUGUCCUUCCGAGUUGAAUCUCGGGGCUACUGA